Molecule: messenger RNA, 1993 nt
Organism: Salvia miltiorrhiza (redroot sage)
Lineage: Eukaryota; Viridiplantae; Streptophyta; Magnoliopsida; Lamiales; Lamiaceae
Product: pentatricopeptide repeat-containing protein At1g62720-like
Exons: 2
Coding region: 105-1697 (530 amino acids)
Molecular function (GO): protein binding
Source: RefSeq, a predicted model, not a curated record
UGGAAACCUUUCUUUCUUCACUUAUUUUAACCUUUGUUCAGAUCUAAUCUCGCAGUCGCCGCCCAACGCUCUCCCUUUCUUCACAUUUACACAGCGGAUUAAGGAUGAUGAGCAGAAGAGCAGCUGUUUCUGCAAUCGAUCUCAUUCAUGGAAGAGGAUUUCUCAAUAGAUGGUCGCAUAAAUCGGGUAUUCUCUCUCCUGUAUUCUCUCUCUUCUCUUCCAAGGCUUUUCAACCUAGGCGGUCUAGAAUCGAUUUCAGUUGUGUUAAAAAUCUUGACGAUGCUAUUGAAUUGUUUCGAAAAAUGAAGAGUAUGCGGCAAGAGCCUUCUGUUCGCCUCUACAGCAAACUCAUGAGUGUUAGUGUAAAGAUUGAGCAGUACUCUUUUGCCCUUUAUGUGUUCGAUGAUAUGCUUAGUGAAGGUGUCCCAGUUAAUGAUUACACAAUGAAUAUUGCGGUUAACUGUUGUUGUCUCUUGAAAGAUAUGAACUCUGGUUUUUCUAUAAUGGGAUUCUUUUUUAAGAGUGGUUACGAGCCAGAUGUCGUGACUAUUAACACUCUCAUUAAAGGGUUUUUUAUGAAUGAUAAGGAGGCCGAAGCUGUGAAAUUGUUCGAAAAGGUUCUGGAUUUAAAUCUUUGCAAGCCAGAUGGUGUUAUGAUUCUGCAUAUUAUAGAUGGGUUGUGCAAAGUUGGACAGGUAAUUGCAGCCCAUGAAUGGCUUCUUAGAUUAGAGAGUAGUUGUUGGAGACCCGAUGUUAAGGCUUAUAACGCACUAAUUGACAGAUUCUGCAAAGAAGGAAUGAUGGAAGAUGCUGGGAAGAUAUUGGAAACUAUGACGCAACAAAAUAUUUGUCCCGAUGUCUUCACAUAUUCUUCGUUUAUUGAUGGGUUUUGUUUGAAAGGUGAAAUUGAGAGAGCAAAACAACUAUUUGAUUCCAUGAUAGAGAGGGGCCUUAAACCCAAUAUUGUUACCUAUGGUAGCUUAAUCAAUGGAUAUUGCAAGAAAGAGAGCCUUGAUGAAGCUUGGCUUCUUUUUCUUGAAAUUCCAGGUAAAGGUUUGAAGCAUAAUGCACAUACUUAUAGUACCAUGAUACAUGCAUUAUUUAGGAAAGAUAGAUUUGCUGAGGGCAGGAAGCUUUUUGAGGAUAUGGAAGCUCAACAAGUACAUCCCAACUUGCAUGCUUAUAGUGUAUUAUUGGAUGGGCUCUGUAGGAAUGGGAUUAUUGAUGAAGCUCUUUCGUUACUCCACAAGAUGAAUGUGAAAGGAUUUACUCCGGACAUAGUAACGUAUGGCUCGCUAAUUGAUGGAUUAUGCAAAAAUGGCAAGCGUGAUGUUGCAAGAGAUCUUUUAAGGGAACUUCCUUCUAAAGGUUUGCAGCCUGAUGUUUUGAUAUAUACAAUGAUCAUUGAUUCACUUUGUCGAGAAGAAUAUGUGGAGGAGGCAGAACGUUUGUUUGUAGAGAUGAAGAAUUGUGGCUGUGGACCUGAUCGUGUGACAUACAACAUUAUCAUCCGAAGUUUGCUAAAGCAAAAUGAGCUUCACAAGGCAACAUCAUACAUGGAAGAAAUGUGCCAAAAGGGAUUAUCAGCAGAUUUUGCAACUUCUUCGCUGCCAACUGAUCAAGCUGAUGAACAAAAUGGAGUUGAUUUUUUUCUUAAAUUGAUGAAGAACCUUGCUCCCAAGAAAAUUGUAUCGUAGUCCUUUCUUCUUCAUAUACGAGCCUUAGAGCCAAAUGCUUAUGUCUCGGAGUUGCAAGAGCAAUGGUGCCGACGUGCAGUGGAGUUCGAUUCUCUAUGUGCUUGGUGCCCCAAGUUGUAUUUAGAUGAGCUCAACAUUUCAUUGAUGCUGCUCUGUGCAUUUCUAUGUUUGGUAACUGUUAGAAUUGGACAUAUUAAGUCGUAUGUAGUUUGUAUUUCUAAGAUUUGAACAUUUUGUUGGAGUAACAAUCUCGUGUUUAAAUUAUUAGUAUUAUAAUUCCACCAGUUUAUUUUAAA